CUUGAGGUAUCGCAACGCCAGAUAUCGGAUUGGGUCGCGCAGUGGGGAAAAGUCUUCAGAUUCUUGUGAUCUGGUUGGGCAUCUUCUGCCGUUUCUCACAUUCACUAGCUUCAUUAACUAUACUUGUGAGAAGAGGUGAACUCACACGAUCUUCCAGAUGCAUUAAAAUAACAGCAGAAAUAAGCGUUUAUUAAAAUCCCUCCUGCAACUAUGUGGUGUUCAGUUCUCCCAAUCGUACUGUCUUUUUUUCUGCAGCUUUAUCAGGUUAAUGCCCUAAAAGGAGAUAGUCAAUGCGGAUAUCUAGUCUGUGUUAACGCGACGGUUCAUCAUGACACUGUCACUUACCAAAUGACCGCUCGGAAAGAGAAGAUGGGCUGGCUGGCUCUUGGUUUUGGCCGUCGUAUGGCUGGUAGCGAUAUGGUCGUGAUGUGGAGAAACGAGGACGACUCUCUCACUAUAUCCCAUCGACAUGGAUAUGACCACACAGAACCGGUAGUAGUGGAGGAGCCUCUUCGGAUCGCCUUCUUGCCUAUGCUUCAACCUACAGUGUGGGACUCAAAUCUCAACCCAGCAAACACUUUAUCGUUUAGUAUACCACUUGACAAAUCCCAGUGGGUUUUCAAGCCCGAGAAAAACGCCUCUUUUGAGCAAUUGAUUUGGGCAUACGGCAUGACCCGUCCAGCAUCCCCGGAUCCACAUACCACUAUAUAUGGCCAUUAUGCAGCCGGGAUGCUCUUGCUCAAUCUGGAGAAGGAUAUAUCAGUAACCUCGCCGGAGGGUUCGUUGGAUGACACAACAUCAUCUCCAGUAAUAUCUCAAGAUCCACUCUUUUAUUCCACACACGAGUUGGUCGUCCUUGCUCAUGGUUUCCUCAUCGCGAUCGGGAUGCUAUGGUUCAAAAUCCAUAAAACUCUGAACUAUGUGAUCGCUCUUCCCAUUAUCCUUGUGGGCUGGACUCUGGGCCCUUUCGCUGUAUUCAAUGCUCGUGCCACUCACUUUUCGGAUGCUCAUCAGAUUUGUGGCGUUUUGAUACUGGUCUUGUAUUUACUCCAACUAUCGCUGGGACGUUAUAUCCACGCUCGAAGAGGUCUACCUAACCGCGCAGUCCAUGCACCCUCAAACAUCCUCCAUGUAUUUUGGGGCUUAGUGGUGAUAUGUGCAGUACUGAAAUUGGUCCAGGUUUGGAGUGGCAUGAAUAAAUGGGCGGAACAUACCGGACGGCCAGUAUCGCAGUGGUGUCAUACACUUUGGAAGGUCUGGAUAUAUACGCUACCAGUCCUUUAUCUGCUAGGGUUAUCGCUCUUAAAACGACAGCUCUAUCAAGAGUCCCACGGUCUCAAUCCAUCUUUUACACCCAAACACUACGUGGCCUUGUCCCCCGAUGAGGGCCACAGGAGCAUGCUCUUUGAUGCGGACACGGAUUUGAGCACAUUGCCUGAUGGGUAUCCGAAUUACUCUCCAAACGGUAUCACCAAGGAAGCGGAGACUGCAGUCCCAUUGUUGCGCAGAAACUAG
Lentinula edodes (shiitake mushroom) is the source of this 1515-nucleotide messenger RNA. RefSeq lists its product as uncharacterized. The record is from RefSeq and is a predicted model, not a curated record. Lineage: Eukaryota; Fungi; Basidiomycota; Agaricomycetes; Agaricales; Omphalotaceae. The transcript is spliced from 8 exons. The coding region runs from base 211 to 1515 and encodes 434 amino acids.